Molecule: messenger RNA, 651 nt
Organism: Fusarium sp. VM40
Lineage: Eukaryota; Fungi; Ascomycota; Sordariomycetes; Hypocreales; Nectriaceae
Source: the annotation of a GenBank genome assembly
AUGGCUUUCUUCCCUCGCAACCUUUACAACUCCGAUGCUUCCUUUACCCCUCUCUUCCGUCUCCUUGACGACUUCGAUAGCUACUCUCGCCAGGGCGAGGGACAGAACGGUACCCGACGCUCCGGCCUCAGCCAGUGGCAGCCCAAGUUCGACGUCCGCGAGACUGGAGAUGCCUACGAGCUCCAUGGCGAGCUCCCCGGCAUGAGCAAGGAGAAUGUUCACAUCGAAUUCACCGAGCCUCAGACAAUGCUCAUCCGCGGCAAGACUGAGCGCACCUACACUGCCGGCACCCCACCCGCCGCCUUUGUCGAGGGUACCAAGGACCAAGGCGCCAUCACUGAGGGCACUGAGGAACAUGAGGAACACAAGAACUCCCACCACGCUACCGUCGAGGAUGAGCAGGAAGCCGCCUCUCACGAAAGUGGCAAUCAGGUCACCAAGCACGUAAACUCCGAGCAGGGUGAGAAGAAGCCCGCUGAUCAGUCCAAGUACUGGCUUACCGAGCGCACAUUCGGCGAGUUCUCUCGCAGCUUCAACUUCCCCACUCGCGUCGACCAGGACAACGUCUCUGCUAGAUUCAAGGACGGCAUUCUGAGCAUUGUUGUCCCCAAGGCCAAGAAGCACGAGUCUCGACGCAUCACUGUUGAGUGA